AUGCGUUUGUUCGUUAAGAAAUUUCCUUCUCUAAAUAGAGCGAUGAGAAGUAUCGCUUUUGAUAAAUUCUACAGAAAUGUACAAUUAAGGUGUUCAGAACUGCGAGUACAAGAAUUCGUCAUACAAAAUAGCAGAAUGGCACCUCCUGGACAAUCAAGUAGCCAACCUUUGCCAUCCAAAGAACUCACGCUGUUUCGUAAAGUUGUUAAACACUACGAGCACAAGCAGUACAAAAAUGGCCUUCGCUGUGCUAAAAUGAUUCUUUCUAAUCCACAAUUUGCUGAACAUGGAGAAACACUAGCGAUGAAGGGUUUAAUACUGAACUGUAUGGGGAAGCAUGAGGAAGCACAAGAAUGCGUCAAGCGAGGUUUGAAGGCUGAUCUCCGAUCUCAUGUUUGUUGGCAUGUCUUUGGUUUGGUGCAACGCAGUGAAAAAAAGUAUGAUGAGGCAAUGAAAGCCUACAAACAAGCUCUUCGUUUAGAUAAUGAUAAUAUGCAAAUACUCAGGGAUUUAUCUUUAUUACAGAUUCAAAUGCGAGAUUUAGAUGGAUAUCGUGAUUCACGUUAUCGACUGCUUAUGUUACGUCCUCAGCAGCGUAUUGCGUGGAUAGGUUAUGCGACUGCAUAUCAUCUCCUUAAAGAUUAUGAUAUGGCUUUAAAAAUUGUCAACGAAUUUUGUAAUAGUAAUAAAGUCGAAACUUUGGAAUACAAUUUCGAACGAAGCGAAUUGAUUUUGUAUCAAAACAUGAUUCUCCGCGAAUCUGGGCAACUAGAUUUAGCGUUGAGUAAACUGGAAGAGAAUGCUUCACAGAUAGUUGAUCGUGUUACAUAUAUGGAAACUCGAGCUAGUCUUCUAAUGGAUUUAAAUGAAAAAUCAAAGGCAGAAACAGUUUAUUGGAAUUUGAUCGACAGAAACCCAGAAAAUAUUAUGUACUACAAACAAAUCGAGAAGUGCAGAGGCCUUGAGGAGAAUGACGUCGAAGAACGUUUUGAAGUCUAUAAAAAAGCUCUAUUGAUGAAGCCUCGUGCUGCAACUCCGAAAAGAAUUCCUCUCUAUUUUCUUCAAGGUGUCCAAUUUGAAAGUUUGCUGCUAAAUUAUUUAAUAGUUGGCCUUCGGAAAGGUGUGCCUUCGUUGUUCAAAUAUCUUAUUCCUCUUUAUUCUGAUAUCAGUAAGGUUCACUUUUUAGAGCGUACACUUGUCGGUUUUGUACAUCGAUUAGAAGAUAACGGGUAUAAAGAUGGUUCAUUAGAUGACAGUUUUCUUCCGGAAUCACCAACAACAGUUUUGUGGUUGUAUUAUUUGUUAGCUCAGCACUAUGAUAAGUUGGGAUCAGUUGAACAAGCUAAUAUCUAUAUCGACAGAGCAAUAGAACAUACACCAACAUUGAUAGAACUGUAUAUGAUGAAAGCAAAAAUAUGCAAACACGCAGGUGAUGCGCAAGAAGGUGCGAAAUUGAUGGAGGAAGCUCAGUCCUUGGAUACUGCUGACAGAUACAUAAAUAGUAAAUGUGCUAAAUACAUGCUCAGAGCUGGGUUGAUUAAAGAGGCCGAAAAUAUGUGUUCCAAAUUCACAAGAGAAGGUGUUAAUGCAUCGACAAAUUUAAAUGAAAUGCAGUGUAUGUGGUAUGAAAUUGAAUGUGCCAAAGCAUAUCAGCGAACAGGGAAUUAUGGAGAGUCCUUAAAAAAGUGUCACGAAAUUGAAAGACAUUUCGUUGGAAUUUUCGAAGAUCAAUUUGAUUUUCACACCUACUGUGUUCGUAAAGCAACACUUUGCGCAUAUAUUGGAUUAUUAAGAUUGGAAGAUGUUUUGCGUCGUCAUAAGUUUUAUUAUGAAGCAGCCAAAAUUGCAAUCAGUAUAUACCUUCGUAUGUACGAUCAUCCCGAUGAAUUUAAUUCCGAGAAACAUAAUGGUGAAGUGAAUUUAUCAGCUUCGGAGCUGAAAAAGUUGAAAAAAAAGCAAAAAAAGGAGAAAGCUAGGGAGGCUGUUGAAGCAACUGUCAAACAGAAACAAACAAAUUCAAAAAAAGUUGAUGUUGAUGGGGAUGGUUUCGUAGCAGAACCUCUUGAUGCCGAAAAACUUCUAAAAGUAAAUGACCCUUUGCAAGAAGCUAGCAAGUUUGUCCUGCCUCUUCUUCAAUUGAAUAGUGAACAGUUCGGUGCAUACAUAUUGGGUUUUGAAGUUUACUACAGAAAAAAAAAGAUAUUGCUGAUGUUGCAGUGUUUGAACAAAGCAAUCAAACUGGAUGCAUGCAAUCCGAAAUUGCAUAUUGUAGCUGCCAAAUAUUUACAUUAUUAUAGUCAAGUGCAGCUAGAAGGAACAGUUAAAAAGUUAGUUGAAGAACUAACAGACAUCAUGUUUCCGGGGACCAGAUCCGCUUUCGAAUACAAUGCUGUUUUCAGGGCCGCUAAUAUCACUUCAUUUCCUCAUCGUCUUGCUGCAGCCGAAAUUGACAUAUUCUUGGAUCCUAACUCUGCUGAUACAACAAAGAACUGGUUAUUACGCUCACUAGAAGAUAACCGAUUGAGUGGUGUGACUUUGAAGAAUAUUGAAGCAUUUUACGGUGGGGUUUUAUAUGGCAAUUAUGGGAACUGGUCGACUGAUGAGAUGAAACAGUUAACGAGACGAUGCCACCAACUUUUCAGUAGCGCAGCAUUAUUUGGCGGUGGCCUUGAUUUAGCCCAGGAAAAGGAAAAUAAUAAUGCUAAGCAGGUUUAGUA
This is a messenger RNA of Thelazia callipaeda (thelaziosis nematode), 2717 nucleotides long. Lineage: Eukaryota; Metazoa; Nematoda; Chromadorea; Rhabditida; Thelaziidae. The record is from the annotation of a GenBank genome assembly.